This is a messenger RNA of Opisthorchis viverrini, 363 nucleotides long. RefSeq lists its product as hypothetical. The transcript is spliced from 4 exons. NCBI's taxonomy places the organism in Eukaryota, Metazoa, Platyhelminthes, Trematoda, Opisthorchiida, Opisthorchiidae. The record is from RefSeq and is a predicted model, not a curated record. The coding region runs from base 1 to 363 and encodes 120 amino acids.
AUGCAAUUACCUCGAAGGCUUGGCCGUAUCGCCGCACUCUCCCACUUUCCGGUCAGACAGCCAGGGACGCACACCGGAAUCGGUGACCGUAAGCGUUCCAUUAUUAGACCACCGAGAAACGUAGAUGAACACCAGGCGAUAAUCAAAGAUUCGACAAUGGCAGGGCAUGCCAUAGACACUGGGCAUAGGAUAGAUUCAGAAAAUACUCGGGCCAUCUGGCAGUAUCCCAGCCCACACAUGCUUCCUUCGAGUGGCAUGGCAGCUAGGCACCGAAACGGCGUUACAACUGGACGAUUCAACUGUAAAGUCAUGUUUCACAAGGUGCAACCCAGUGUAACUCAAGAAGCACCGGAGGUUGUGUAG